GAGCUGUGUGCGCGUUUAUAGCUAGCUGUAUCCAUCCUCUUCCUCCUCUCCCUUCCUCCGUACUCCACUCCUCUCCUCUCGAGUGAGCCCCAAGAGAAGACCGACCGACCAGCACGGGGAUCUCGCUCGCCAUUGCGCCGGAGAUGAGAUGAGGGGCGGUGCGCUACUCCUGCUGCUACUCGUCGCCCUCGCCGCCUUGUGCUGCGGCGCGGCGGCGGAUUUCUCCGGCGAUGGAGGCGGCGGCGAAGGGGUAAUGGCGUCAGCGGCGGCGGUGGAGGUGGAUCCGUCGUGGCGGUUCCCGAGCCGCCGCAUCCGGGAGGCCUACGUGGCGCUGCAGACGUGGAAGCAGCGGGCCAUCUUCUCCGACCCGCGGAACCUCACCGCCGACUGGUCCGGGCCCGAGGUCUGCAACUACACAGGCGUCUUCUGCGCGUCGCCGCCCUCCGACCCGUCGGCCGGCCUCGCCGUCGCGGGCAUCGACCUCAACCACGGCGACAUCGCGGGGUACCUGCCCCCGGAGCUGGGGCUCCUCUCCGACCUCGCGCUGCUCCACCUCAACUCCAACCGCUUCUGCGGCGUGCUCCCGCGCGCCCUCGCCCGCCUCCGCCUCCUCCACGAGCUCGACCUCAGCAACAACCGCUUCGUGGGUCCCUUCCCGGAGGUCGUGCUCUCCAUGCCCGCGCUCCGGUUCCUCGACCUCCGGUUCAACGAGUUCGAGGGGGUCGUCCCCAGCAAGCUCUUCGACAGGCCGCUCGACGCCAUCUUCCUCAACCACAACCGGUUCCGCUUCAACCUCCCGGAUAACAUCGGCAACUCCCCCGUCUCCGUCGUCGUCCUCGCCCACAACACCUUCGGCGGCUGCCUCCCGGCCAGCGUCGCCAACAUGUCCGGCACCCUCAACGAGAUCUUGCUCAUCAACAACGGGCUGGAUUCCUGCCUGCCGCCGGAGAUCGGCCGCUUAAGGGAGCUCACGGUGCUCGAUGUCAGCCACAACCGGCUCGCCGGCCCGCUGCCGCCCGAGGUGGCCGGGUUGAGGAAGGUGGAGCAGCUGAACGUCGCGCACAACCUGCUCUCGGGACCCAUCCCGCAGGCCGUGUGCGCGCUGCCGCGGCUCAAGAACUUCACCUUCGCCUACAACUUCUUCACGGGGAAGCCGCCCUCGUGCGCGCGCGUCGUGCCCCGGGACGGCGACCGGAGGAACUGCCUGCCGAACCGCCCCGCACAGCGGCCGCCGCAGCAGUGCUCCGCCUUCUACGCCCGCCCGCCCGUCAACUGCGCGGCGUUCCAGUGCAAGCCAUUCGUCCCGCCUGUGCCUCCGCCGCCGCCUCCAUCGCCAUCUCCGCCUCCCCCUUCUCCGCCUCCACCAUCCCCGCCUCUGCCGUCACCUCCACCGCCUUCGCCAUCUCCACCACCACCUUCUCCAUCACCACCACCACCUUCUCCACCCCCACCAUCACCGCCCCCCUCACCUCCACCCCCAUCGCCGCCUCCACCAUCGCCUCCGCCGCCGGCGCCGGUCCACCACUCACCACCACCGCCUGCGCCGGUCCACCACCAUUCACCGCCGCCGCCUGCGCCAGUCCACCACCACUCACCACCGCCGCCCGCGCCUGUCCACCACCAUUCACCGCCCCCUCCUGCCCCGCAUCCGCAUCCUCAUCCAACUUGCCCACCACCACCGCCCUGUGCCUGUCCAACACCAGCAUUGCCACCGCCGCCACCCUAUUACCCUGGCCCAUUGCCACCCGUCUCCCGAGCAGAAUAUGGAUCACCCCCACCGCCCUUACGGCAGUGAUAGGAUUCUCCGAAAGAACAAGCAUAUUUGAAGGAAAAUACAUGUGAGGUGCGCAAAACUUUUUCUUGAUUAUGGUUUGUCGUUGCCGGUUCUGCGCAUCAAAACAGUUUGUGAUGUUGUAGUGUUGAAAGGGAUUGGAGGUGGAAGAAUUUGGGCUGCAGAUUGAAAGCUAAUUGGGUUGUGAAUAAUAAGAGUUUGAGAGGGACAGACAGAGGGAUGAUUUGGGAGUGGAUCGUAGGCGCAGGGAUACAUGUGAGAUGUAUAGAGAGAAUCAUGAGUUCAGUUCAGUUAAAUUCAGUCAGGCAUAAGUUUAGAAGAGUGUUAUUCCAUCCUUUGUUUGUAUCACACUUACAUUUGGUUAAUUCAAUUCUUAUAUUAUUUACUCUGCA
This is a messenger RNA of Brachypodium distachyon (stiff brome), 2184 nucleotides long. RefSeq names its product leucine-rich repeat extensin-like protein 3. The coding region runs from base 149 to 1795 and encodes 548 amino acids. The transcript is spliced from 2 exons. The record is from RefSeq and is a predicted model, not a curated record. Gene Ontology annotation, molecular function: protein binding. NCBI's taxonomy places the organism in Eukaryota, Viridiplantae, Streptophyta, Magnoliopsida, Poales, Poaceae.